AUGAUUGCACGCACCAUCGAAAUACCCCAGACCCAGAAAGCAAUUGUUGCAGGGCCAGACAGGAACUUCACAAUCGUGCACAACCAGCCCGUCACUGGUCUUGACCCAAACGCCAUCUUGGUCAAAGUCCACGCUGUGGCAUUGAACCCUGUCGACACCAAACUGACUGGUGACUUCGUUACACCCAGGGCCAUCUUUGGUUUCGAUUGUGCCGGAACUGUUGUUGCCGUGGGAUCUGCCGUUCGCAAGCACUGGACCAUCGGAGAGCGAGUAUGUGGAAGCGCUUGUGGUAUGGAUCCUGAGCGACCCUCAGGUGGUGCUUUCGCCGAGUACACACUACUGCCUGGUGAACUGGCUCUGCGCAUUCCCGAUUACAUGUCUUUCGAGACUGCAACCACUCUGCCUACUGCCAUCAACACUACAGUCCUUGCCAUCUUCUGGUCAAUGAACAUUCCGAUGUCAUUGGUUGACAAGCCGGCUGAGAAGUCUUUCCCUAUUCUUGUCUAUGGUGGCAGUACUUCGGUGGGAACGAUGGUGAUUCAGAUUCUCAAGAAGGCUGGCCUUAAGCCAAUCACGACAUGCUCUCCCAAGAACUUUGAAUUUGUCAAGUCCUUCGGCGCCGAGGCCGUCUUUGACUACCACUCGCCGACUUGCGGAGCAGAUAUCAAGAAGUACACCAAGAAUGCCUUGGGAUACGCCAUCGACUGCAUCACCGAGGAGUCGAGCAUGAAGAUCUGCUAUGAAGCCAUUGGACGCGCCGGUGGCCGCUAUAUCGGCAUGGAUCCUUAUCCUGCACACGUUGCAGCCACGCGCAAGCUCGUCAAGUCGGAUUGGAUUGUCGCAUUUCGCAUCACGGGAAUGCCAUGCAAUUGGCCUGCGCCUUUUACCAGCGAGGCAGAUCCAGAAUUGUCAGAGUCGGCGAUCCCGUUCUACAACUCAAUGGAGAAGCUCCUUGCGGAUGGCCAAAUCAAGUCUCAUCCCGCGAGGAUCAGCGACGGCGGGCUCGAGGCUGUUAUUGAUGGCGUGGGCAUUUUGCGUCGCAAGGAGAUCAGCGCGGAGAAACUGGUCUAUACGACUGUUGCGAAAGAGUAG
This is a messenger RNA of Aureobasidium musti, 1092 nucleotides long. NCBI's taxonomy places the organism in Eukaryota, Fungi, Ascomycota, Dothideomycetes, Dothideales, Saccotheciaceae. The record is from the annotation of a GenBank genome assembly.